Molecule: messenger RNA, 2331 nt
Organism: Mauremys mutica (yellowpond turtle)
Lineage: Eukaryota; Metazoa; Chordata; Testudines; Geoemydidae
Product: SKI family transcriptional corepressor 1-like
Exons: 4
Coding region: 1-2331 (776 amino acids)
Biological process (GO): negative regulation of transcription by RNA polymerase II; negative regulation of BMP signaling pathway
Cellular component (GO): nucleus; transcription regulator complex
Molecular function (GO): SMAD binding; DNA-binding transcription factor activity, RNA polymerase II-specific; RNA polymerase II cis-regulatory region sequence-specific DNA binding
Source: RefSeq, a predicted model, not a curated record
AUGCUGCUCUCCAAGGUCAACUCGCUGGCCAACCUGUGCUCCGGGUCCAGUGGGGAGCUGCACCCGGCCAAGCUACAGCCAGGGAAGGACAAGGAGCCGCUGGAGAAGCUGUACCAGGUGGGCCCGCUGCUGGGCAGUGGUGGCUUUGGUUCUGUCUACUUGGGCACCCGCCUGUUGGACAGCGCCCCGUCCGCACCGUGCUGGGGUUCUGGAUGCGGCUGCAGCCCGGCAGGAACGGACCCUAGCAAGCGGGGGUGGAUUGGUUUUGGGGUGCAGCUGGACUAUUUUGACAAGUGCUUCCGACCUUGCCCGCCGCUCCGGGGAUUGCACCGCACAAGGAUUGUUUUGGGGGGGAUGGAGGCGAUUGCCAGUCAGAUGGGCACGGGGAGAGACUCAAGCUCCUCCCCGAAUUCAAAGCAAGAGCUGCAGCCCUACUCGGGCGCCAAUCCCCUCAAGCCCAACCAAGUGGGUGAGACCUCCCUGUACGGCGUGCCCAUAGUGCCCCUGGUCAUCGACGGCCAGGAGCGCCUGUGCGUGGCGCAGAUCUCCAACACCCUGCUCAAGAACUACAGCUACAAUGAGAUCCACAACCGGCGGGUGGCGCUGGGCAUCACCUGCGUGCAGUGCACCCCGGUGCAGCUGGAGAUCCUGCGGCGGGCCGGGGCCAUGCCCAUCUCGUCCCGGCGCUGCGGCAUGACCACCAAGCGGGAGGCGGAGCGGCUCUGCAAGUGCUUCCUGGGCGAGCACAAGCUGCCGGAGAACUUCGCCUUCGACGUGGUGCACGAGUGCGCCUGGGGCUCGCGGGGCAGCUUCAUCCCGGCCCGCUACAACAGCUCCCGGGCCAAGUGCAUCAAGUGCGGCUACUGCAGCAUGUACUUCUCGCCCAACAAGUUCAUCUUCCACUCCCACCGCACGCCGGACUCCAAGUACACCCAGCCCGACGCCGCCAACUUCAACUCCUGGCGCCGCCACCUCAAGCUGAGCGACAAGACGGCCACGGACGAGCUGAGCCAGGCCUGGGAGGAUGUCAAGGCCAUGUUCAACUGCGGCACCCGCAAGCGGACCUUCUCCCUGCAUGGGGUGGCCGCCGCCGGUGCCUCCGCGGCCGCCAAGGCAGCCCUGCACCCGCCGCCGCCCGGCGGAGCCGAGCUGGCCCCGGUGCACAAGAGCUGCAGCGGCGAGGAGGCGCCCGGGGAGCGCGGCGCGCUGAGCUUGGCCGGGGCUCACGGCGGGCCCGGCGCGGUGCGCAGCUACCCGGUCAUCCCGGUGCCCAGCAAAGGCUUCGGGAUGCUGCAGAAGCUGCCGCCGCCGCUCUUCCCGCACCCCUACGGCUUCCCGGCCUCUGCCUUCGGGCUCUGCCCCAAGAAGCAGGAGGACUCGCUGGGCGGAGCCGGCGGGGGCGAGCCGGGCAAAGGGGGCGCCCUGCCGCCGGACAUGUUCUGGGGCCACCCGCACCAACCCCAGCAGCCGCCGCACCAGGCCGGCGCCGGCAAGGACAGCGGCGUCUACCCGCCCUUCCCCAUGUUCUGGCCGGCCGCCGGCAGCCUGCCCGUGCCGCCCUACCCGGCCCAGAGCCAGGCCAAAGCGGCCGCCACUGCCGACCCGCCGGGCCUGGGCGGCCGCCACAGCGAGCUGGAGGGCUCGGAGCCAUCGGGGAGCGGGCGCAGCAGCGCCACCCCGCAGGAGGGCUCCGGGGCGGACGGCGAGCGCUGCUCCAGCGCCCUCUCCAGGGCGGCCGCCGAGGAGGAGCGGUCCGGAGACGAGGCGCUGCUGCCGCCGCUGCCCCUGCCCAGGAAGGGCAGCUACCUGUCCGCCUUCCGCCCCGUGGUGAAGGACGCAGAGAGCAUCGCCAAGCUGUACGGCACCCGGGAGGCCGGGGCCGGCUACCUGUCCCCGGACUUCCUCAGCGAGGGCAGCUCCAGCUACCGCUCCCUCUCGCCGGGCGCCGACACGGCCGACGAGCCCGAGGUCGAGGUGGAGUCCAAUCGCUUCCCCGAGGACAAGGAGGAGGAGGCGGCGGCGGCCGUCGAGGAGGCGGAGCAGCCGCCGCUGCUGCCCAGGGCGAAGGAGCUGCCGCCGUCUCGGGCCGAGGAGAAAGGCGGCGAUCAGGGGCCGGAGAAGGUGAACCGGCCAGCGCCCAAGGGGAGCCCGCAGAGGAGCAGCAGCAGAGGCGGCUACGAGGUGGGGGGCUCCGCCGGGGACCCCGCUCCCGGCUGGGCGCUGAGCCCACGGGCGCGCGGAGACGGCAGCGCUGCAGACCCCGGUCCCAGCCCCCGGGGGAGGCCUGGCCCGCCCGCGGCGCAGGCAGUGUCCUGGCCGGGCAGGUGCUAG